Messenger RNA from Closterium sp. NIES-67, 439 nucleotides. Lineage: Eukaryota; Viridiplantae; Streptophyta; Zygnematophyceae; Desmidiales; Closteriaceae. The record is from the annotation of a GenBank genome assembly.
CAAUGAAGUAUAUGCUCCUGUGGUGAAGGGUACAACCCUUCGAACCCUCUUCGCCGCGGUGGCCAUCAAAGGAUGGGUGGUGAAGCAAAUGGAUAUCGUAACGGCCUUCCUCAACGGAGGGUUCAAGUGUGUGAAGGGACCAGCAGAGGAAAGUGUUGGUGAAGAGGAGAGGCGCCGUUUUCACUCCUUGGUGGGCAGCCUCAUGUAUGCGGCCGUUCACACAAGGCCGGAUGCAGCCUUUGCUACCGGGCAGCUAGCUAGGGUUGUCCAAUGCCCUAAUGAAGAGCAGCUUGGGAGAGCAAGAAACAAGUGGACCAAGCAUUGAGCUCGGUGGAGUCCGAGUACAUGGCACUCUUCCGUGCCAUAAGAGAGGUUGUGUGGCAGCGACGUUUGCUAGCUGAAUUGGGGGAGGAGCAGCAAGGACCUACCCCACUCUACU